Messenger RNA from Cylindrotheca closterium, 681 nucleotides. NCBI's taxonomy places the organism in Eukaryota, Bacillariophyta, Bacillariophyceae, Bacillariales, Bacillariaceae. The record is from the annotation of a GenBank genome assembly.
AUGUCUGCUCAACAACUCUGGGACAACGCUUUAUCGAUGAUUAGUGUCACCGAGAAGCAUGAUUUUUUGGUGGCAAUGGUCGACGGAACACUUUCCAACGACAGUUUCAAGUAUUAUGUGGUGCAAGAUGCAUUGUAUCUUGAUGACUUUGCCGACUGUCUUCGUCGCUUAGCAGAAUCUGCAGGCUCCGAAGAAGACUCCAAACGAUUGAAGGCUUUCGCAACUGGAGCUGAAGAAGCGGAAAUGGCACUGCACAACUCUUUCUUCAAGCAAUGGGACAUCUCAGCAGAGGGCGCAAAGCAAAUGCCACACACUUUGUUGUAUACAUCAUACAUGAAGCGCGUUGUGGCUACAAGAUCACACAAACAAGGACUAGCUGCUCUUCUUCCUUGCUUUUGGGUUUACAUGCACGUUGGGAAGUGCAUGCUGAAACUUCGAGAGGAACUUGGUGAAUGCAAUCGCCCACCGCAAUUUGACGCGUGGAUUGACAUGUAUGGAGGAGACGACUUUGAAAGAGAAGUAAAGGAGUACAUUGAGCUUGUCGACGCCGAAUGCAAGGUUGCAACCGAGGAAGAGUUGAAGGAAAUGCAAGAACACUUCAAUAUGUGCUGUAAGCUGGAACACAUGUUCUGGGACCAGGCAAGCAAACAAAUGGAUUGGCCAAGUCUUGGCGGCAUGUAA